UUGGUACAUUAAAAUGUCGGUCAAACUUUUAAUCAAAUUCUCAACGUUCACUCUCAUAUCGUAUUUACAGUAAACACAGUAGCGACGGCGGUGUCUGUGUUCUCUAAGCUUUCCUCAGUUGCAAGGUAAGGGGCCAAGGAGCAUAGUGUGCCAAAAGGAGAACAAGUAGAACACAAAUUCAUGUUUAAAAACAGGACAGCAAGCACAAAUAUAAGUUGAUUAUUUAAUACAAAUGGCUGAAUCGAGUAUCUCUGAGUUGGAAACUACAACCAAACCACAAGUCUUAUACCGGUGUAAGAAAUGUAGAAGAAUUGUUGCUUCAAAGGAGAAUAUAGUUACUCAUGAGCGUGGAGAAGGAGAAUCAAGCUUCAAGUGGAAAAAGAGAAGCAGUCAACCCUGCGAAAUGGAAAAGCAACCAAUUGAUUGUACCUCAGUAUUUGUUGAACCUAUGAAGUGGAUGCAAGCAGUGCAAGAAGGUCAUGUAGAGGAGAAACUUCUUUGUAUCGGAUGUAAUGCACGCCUGGGCUACUUCAACUGGGCUGGUAUGCAAUGCAGCUGCGGCGCUUGGGUUAACCCUGCAUUUCAACUUCAUAAAAGCAAAUUAGAUGAGUGCUACAUGUAAACUAAUCACCCUUUCAGCUUUCUCAAACCAAAGGUUGAGUUGUAUUAUUUUCUCAUGAACGAAAGAUAUGGAAGCUUAGCUUGGACCUUGGAGCAUUGCCUUGUGCUGCCUUUGCAUCUCCAAACUAUGUGUUUUAGGUUGCAUAUUAUAGGUUAGUCACUGAAUGAGUAAGGGAAAUAAAUUGGGAAUGAUUCUUAUGAUAUUGAUCUGCUAAUCUUCAUUUCAAGCUCAUAUCUUCUAAUCUCUUCCCUUCUUAUUUUUACCCAUAACAUUACUUUUGUUUCUCUCCUUUUUUGUGCGAGAAAUGCUAUCAACAACUAGAGUUGUGCAAGACACCUACCAAAAGAGGGAAGGGGGAAAUGUAAAAAAAAUGCAUUGUUUAUAAUUUGGUUUGUACUGACUGCCAGGCCAUAGUGGUAAGGUUUAAUUUUUUUUUUUCCCGAUGUAGAACUGUUUUGUCUAAGUAUGAACUUCACCUCAUAAUUGCUCCUGAGUUACCAAAUAUGAUCAUCAUGAAUUUAUUUGAUGCCCUGUAGGCGGUACAAUAUUUUAUAUU
Messenger RNA from Arachis ipaensis, 1178 nucleotides. Its product is annotated as dual specificity protein phosphatase-like protein. NCBI's taxonomy places the organism in Eukaryota, Viridiplantae, Streptophyta, Magnoliopsida, Fabales, Fabaceae. Gene Ontology annotation, biological process: protein dephosphorylation. Gene Ontology annotation, molecular function: protein tyrosine/serine/threonine phosphatase activity. The record is from RefSeq and is a predicted model, not a curated record.